AGCAGCAGCUGUUCGCGGCGCUCAGUCCGGGCUGCUGCUGCUGCUUCCUAACGAAGGGCAACACUCACUCCGGCGAGGCCGUGGGGAGCGGAGAUGGGGGACGGCAGGUCCGGCUGAAGCUCGCCCGAGGUGCCGCUUGCCCGACGGGGAGGUCCCCCCACGAGCCUCGGGAAGGAUGGGAUGUUGCACCGGGCGCUGCACUUUGAUUUUCCUCUGCACUUUACAGCUGCUUGCUGCCUUAGAGAGACAAGUUUUUGAUUUCUUGGGAUACCAAUGGGCUCCAAUUCUUGCCAAUUUCCUCCACAUCAUCAUUGUUAUUCUUGGCCUGUUUGGGACAAUCCAAUACAGGCCACGCUACAUUGUGGUGUAUGCCAUCUGGACAGCCAUCUGGGUCACCUGGAACAUCUUCAUUAUCUGCUUCUAUCUGGAGGUCGGCGGCCUUUCGAAGGACAGCGAGCUCUUGACUUUCAACAUCUCCAGACACCAGUCAUGGUGGAGUGAAAACGGUCCUGGAUGUGUACGGAAGGAGACUCCCAUGGUUGGCAUCAAAGGUUUGGACAGCCAUUCCUACGUCUCCGUGAUCGGCUGUGCGUUGGAGUACCGCUACAUCGAGGUCAUGCACAGCGCAGUGCAGAUUCUGGUGGCGCUGGUGGGCUUCGUCUAUGCCUGUUACGUCGUCAGUGUUUUUACAGAAGAAGAAGACAGCUUUGAUUUCAUUGGUGGAUUUGAUCCAUUCCCUCUCUACCAUGUCAAUGAAAAGCCCUCCAACCUUUUGUUCAAGCAGACAUACCUGCCUGCGUAAGUGACGAGGACCCAGAGACCGGACAGGCUGAAGUUAUGCAUCCAGAAUUUGAAUGCCAAAUGUCCCAGCUUUGCGGCGGCGGCAGCAAAGAGGCGGAAAACACAUUCCACUUAAAAGGACACACACACACACACACACACAGAGACACACACGCAUAUAAUGACUGUACCUUGACAAGUAGGCAUUCAAGCCAAACGACCAUUUUCCUGGCCAGGCACUUAUGCCAGUGCCUCAUCAAUAUGCCGGCUCAUUAGUGGACUUGUAGGUUUUGCUAUGAACGAACGAACGGAAAUAUGACUUCCUCCUUCCUUCUCCACCUGCUCCUUUGAGAAUCCAGAAGAGAGCAGCUGGGAAAUAUCCGCUUGAUUCUGUUACAUUCUCUUUUGCGGAACCCAUCCUUGAAUCCUCUGGCUUUGGAAAUUUCAUGGCAUAUACUUUGUUAUUGUAAAAGGGCCAACCCUUUUCCCCCAUCCCAAACUCCAAACCCACCCCGAAGAAUCUCACCUUACAGUUGCCUGUAAUAGACAAGGUGCUCCUUGAACUUACAAGUUCCUUGGUAUUUUUCUAGGUGUCAUUGCAUACUUAUUUAGAAGAACCCAAUUCUCAAGGCCCCGUCUACCCACUCCCUUUCCACCUUCAGGCCCACCAGUCAAUCUCCCCAUUGCAGGAAAAUUAAUACUGGUUGGAAACAUCCCUGGAUUUCAGAGGCCCCCAAGACAGUGGUGCGUCAGCCCUGUGCUGGAUGCUAGAUUCAUCUCUGAUCCCGCGAGGAAAAGUCCUAGGCUUGUAAGUCAAAACGAAAGAGAAGUUGCUUUCGUUCAGCCCGUCAAAACCAAAGUGCUUCGUUGUGGUCACACAUGGGAGAAAUUAAGGUAACACACGGGGGAAAUGACCAGCAGCCAUGCUAAUGAACAGCCGCCUUGUACCGAAACAAACCAAAGGCACAGCUGCGUCAAUGCGGAGUGACGGCCACGCUCCAGCUCUGUCAUCUGGGAACUUUCAGGCGGAGAUGCAUGAUCUGAACCCAGGGCCUUCUUCAUGUUCUGUUACUGAGUUGCGUCCCAGACCAAUCGCACACAUCAGCAUGUUAUUACAAAAGUGUGGAGUCGCUCAUUAUGCGUUGCAACAAGCCUCUAAGGAUGGAGAUGACGGGGAGGAACCAGAGUAGUGGCUCACAGCAUUUGGUAGUGCAGCGCACGUGCUUACAUGUACUGACCAUGUACACUGGCAACUGCCAAGUGGGGCCUGACGCACAAGUUGUAGUUUGGAAUGCUCUUGUUUAGGAUUCCAGCCACUCCAUUACAUUCCCACCCCUGGUUUUCCAUUCCGACUCCCCCAAGUCACUACAUUCUGUGGCCAUUGAGCAUGCUUAGUUCUUAUCAAGCUGCUUAGGGUCCUGCCCCCUAUAAGUUCCCCCUAUAGGGUGGGUUGUGGGAUUAGCAAGAUUGUAAAUGUUGGAGUUCCACUAAGCCCACUGAUUCAUCCUUCUUGCACAUUGGUGGUGCUGUCUUAGUGACAUAACCAAUGGCACUCACACCCUGAACGUUGGAAAUAGAGGGGAUGAUGAUACCCACAUGCUCUUAACAUCUCUACCUCUCACAUGAGUUGGGUGAGAGCAGUGACCAUUUGUGCUGGAGUCUUGGGUCUUUGUCUGCGUUGCUAAGUCAGCUCUCCGUAUCCUCUUCCGCUAAGGACUAGAAGCAUGGAUGGAUGGUCAUCUGGCAGCCCCUGUGCUGGACUCGGCCCCCCCAAAGCGAUGUUACCUGGCUCUCAGUGGGGCUAACACAUCCUAAUUGCAGAAAGGAAAGCAACCCUAUGGUAUCACCCUUAAAGGGGGAGGUAUCCGGGUGUGAUGAAAUGAGAUGUUCCACACUUCUUAGUUCUCCACAAAUAUUAGAUACCUUUUGGGUUUUGUUUGCCAGGGCAGAUCUCAAAAGCCUUGGUUGCUAGAUAGUAUCCAGGGUGGUUCUUUGUGUGAUUUUCUCCUUAUAAAGGGAUUAGACGAAGCCCUGGAGGUUAGGUAAACCGGUGACGUAUAGUCACGCUGGUGGUGCUCUUUGCUCUGUCAUAGAAUUCCUGUUUCUGGGGAGCAACACUGGGCGAACGUGAUGGCUUUCGUGCCCUGAUGGUGGAUGUCCGGGAGUAUCUGGCUUGCCAUUGCUUGGUCUGAUUCAGCAGAGCUCUUCUUCUGUUCUUAAGCCUGUCAAAUCAUGCCCAGUACAUUGGCUGGCCCUACGUCGCUCAGUGAUUUGUCCCCCUUUGGCAACUAUAGCAUGAUUUCGUGGGUUUCCCGCAAGUCCGGGUUUGCUUCAAAACAAAUCCCAUGUGAGUCGAUGUACUUAUCCCAGCACACAUUGAUUACUGAAAGUAGUCAAGCGCGUGCAUGUUGCUUGCACACUUUCGUUCAUUGAUUCGUUUAUUAUAGUUCUAUACCACCCUAGAGCUGACGCUCUCUUUUCUUGUUUCCGGCAGGCAUACACCCUCCGCCACACUUCCAUCUCCUUCCCCAAACUCACGUCCAGGAUGUUCUAGCUCAUUCCUGGCUGCUGCCCUCUGGCCUUAUCCCAGCCUGUAAUUUCCUGGUGCAUAGGGUGACCCUAUGGAAAGGAGGACAGGGCUCCUGUAUCUUUUAACGGUUGUAUUGAAAAGGGAAUUUCAGCAGGUGUCAUUUGUAUGC
Messenger RNA from Elgaria multicarinata webbii, 3479 nucleotides. It is a transcript of the gene NKAIN4, whose product is annotated as sodium/potassium transporting ATPase interacting 4. The record is from RefSeq and is a predicted model, not a curated record. The transcript has 7 exons. Bases 176 to 802 code for a protein of 208 amino acids. NCBI's taxonomy places the organism in Eukaryota, Metazoa, Chordata, Lepidosauria, Squamata, Anguidae. Gene Ontology annotation, biological process: regulation of sodium ion transport.